UUGCAUUGAGUCGAGAAGUCUUUGCUUAACAGUUUUUUCUUAGUUAGUAUGGUCUAGAACUCGCUAUAGAGCAAGUCGCAAUUGAUCGUGUCUAAAUAAUAGUAGUAAACAAGUAUAAUUAAUUAAGAAAAAGCUAUGUUUAUCAAAAACUUUAAACUAUUUGCCAUUUGUGUAUUAGGCUUAAAUAUGUAUGCGCAAGCACGUAGCGUAUCUGUCUCUCAGGUAGGGGAUGUUAAUAUUGCUAGAUCGGGGGACAACUGGACAUGUGAUAGAAUCGAAUGUCCCAUGAGUGCUUAUCGUUGUUUCGUUUCAAAAUCAAAUGAAGACGAUCCUUCUGUUUUAACACGUGUCAAUGCUUGCUUUACCAAGGACAAUCGUUUAAUUGCUCACGAAGCAUUUUACUCUCACGCUGAUCCCAAAUCCCGUAUACGUGUACAAGUUACUUCUACACGUAAUGGCAAUAUAGUAUCCUCUACAAAUGGCUUAGAAAAUUACGAUGAAGAAAAAGUGAAUGCUCAUAUUCAGGGUGAAAUGAAUAAGAUGCAAGCCAACGUAAAUGCCCAAAUGGAAAAUUUACAUGCAAAUCUUCAUAGUAUGAAUGAAAACAUUAAUGCAAAUAUUCAAAAUCAAAUGCAAGAUUUUCAUCGUUAUCUAAAUUAAUUGAUUUGGCAAAAUGAUGAAAAUUUCUAACAAGCGAAUGAAUGAUUUGUUGUGUAUUUUUGGUUCCAAAUUUUUGGUUUUUUAUUAUUGAGAAUCUAUUACAAAAUCGUAUGCAAAUAAAAUUUAUUGUUUAAAGCAUUUUAA
Molecule: messenger RNA, 804 nt
Organism: Lucilia sericata (common green bottle fly)
Lineage: Eukaryota; Metazoa; Arthropoda; Insecta; Diptera; Calliphoridae
Exons: 3
Coding region: 136-660 (174 amino acids)
Source: RefSeq, a predicted model, not a curated record